AUGGAGUCCACCGGCCGCGAAGCCUCGCCAAUGGCCAAAGGCAUCAUCCCCUGCGCCAAACAAUCCUUCCUCGACCUCUUCCGCUGGGAACAACGCGCCGAAAUCCGCAACGGAGACGGCGAAGUUCGCACCGAAUGGCAGCGACCUUUGCCGCUUCGCAAUCCCAUCUCGCUGCUCAUGCAGUUGUCUCUGCAGAACUGGAUUUUCUUCAUCGUCGGGUUCUGUGCCUGGUCGGCGGAUGCGUUCGACUUUCACGCGCUCAGUAUUCAGACGACGAAGCUGGCGGACUACUUUGAGACGAGUAAGACGAAUAUUACGACGGCGAUUACGCUGACGUUGUUGUUGCGAUCUGUUGGAGCCGCAUUUUUUGGGUUGGCCGGUGAUAAAUACGGCCGCAAAUGGCCCAUGGUAAUCAACAUGAUCGUCCUCGGCAUCCUCCAAAUCGCCACAAUCUACUCCCGCACUUUCGGCCAAUUCCUCGCCGUCCGCUCCCUCUUCGGGCUCUUCAUGGGCGGCGUCUACGGCAACGCCAUCGCCAUGGCUCUCGAAAACUGCCCCGUCGAAGCCCGUGGUCUCAUGUCCGGUAUUCUCCAACAGGGCUACUCCUUCGGUUACGUCUGCGCGGCGUGCGCGAAUCUCGGCGUCGGCGGUGCGACGGAGACGUGGAAGACUGUAUUCUGGAUCGCAGCCGGUCUGUCCAUUGGUGUGGGGUUGAUCAGGAUUGUGUUUCCGGAGAGCCAACAGUUCCGCGAGAGGAAGGCGCUGGGACAUAAGAGUGCGAGCCCGGCAGUGUUUUGGAGGGAGAGUAAGGCCAUGUUGAAGCAAGAGUGGAAAAUGUGCGUGUACUGCAUCAUUCUGAUGACGUGGUUCAACUACUACUCCCACACCUCCCAGGACUCGUACACGACAUUCAUGCGCACGCAGAAGGGGCUGGAUAAUCACGAUGCUUCGAUUGCUUCGAUUCUGAUGAAGACGGGGGCUUGUGUGGGGGGUACGGUUAUUGGAUAUCUGUCGCAGUUUGUGGGUCGAAGGAGGGCGAUGGUUGUUUCGGCGUUGAUUUCUGGAUUCCUUAUCCCCGCUUGGAUUCUGCCGACGACGGAAGGCGGCCUUUCUGGUUCCGGGUUCAUGAUGCAGUUCUUCGUGCAGGGUGCUUGGGGUGUGAUUCCCAUCCACCUGAACGAGCUGUCUCCUCCGGCUUUCCGCUCUUCGUUCCCCGGUCUAACGUACCAGCUGGGCAACAUGAUUUCCUCUCCAUCGGCCCAAAUCGUCAACGCCAUCGCCGAGUCGACGUUCGUCAAGGAUGUCGGUGGACCGCAUGUCGAGGCGUAUGGACCGGUGAUGGGCAUCGCGACGGCGAUUAUUGCGAUUGGAAUUGCGUGUACGGUUAUGGUGGGACCGGAGAAGAGAGGCAGUAGGUUUGAGAAUGUAGUGAUUGGACAGAGUGAGGAUGUGGUGAAUGAGAAGAUUUCGGAUGAGGAGAGUGUGAGGGAGAAGAGCGUGGGUGGGGGGGAGAAGGUGGAAGUGGUGCAGAAGGCUUGA
Messenger RNA from Zymoseptoria tritici IPO323, 1539 nucleotides. RefSeq lists its product as uncharacterized. Gene Ontology annotation, molecular function: carboxylic acid transmembrane transporter activity. Gene Ontology annotation, cellular component: plasma membrane. The record is from RefSeq and is a predicted model, not a curated record. Lineage: Eukaryota; Fungi; Ascomycota; Dothideomycetes; Mycosphaerellales; Mycosphaerellaceae. Bases 1 to 1539 code for a protein of 512 amino acids. Gene Ontology annotation, biological process: carboxylic acid transport; transmembrane transport. The transcript has 2 exons.